Panicum hallii is the source of this 1260-nucleotide messenger RNA. Its product is annotated as dof zinc finger protein 5-like. The record is from RefSeq and is a predicted model, not a curated record. NCBI's taxonomy places the organism in Eukaryota, Viridiplantae, Streptophyta, Magnoliopsida, Poales, Poaceae. The transcript has a single exon. Bases 264 to 776 code for a protein of 170 amino acids. Gene Ontology annotation, biological process: regulation of DNA-templated transcription. Gene Ontology annotation, molecular function: DNA binding; DNA-binding transcription factor activity.
GCCCAUAUCCGUGCAUGAUCCAUCCGGCCACAUGCGUUAUUAGUAGCGGGCGGUCACGCAAAGAAGUCAGGUGGGUGAAGCAAAGUGAGGAGGGCGGGGGUAGAGGCGAGGCGAGGCGAUGACCGGCUCCACCUCCGCUCCCCGGGUAUAAAAGGCGGCGGCGGCGGCGUCCCCCCCUACCCACCCCGCGGCCCCGCCUCGGCGCCUCCCGCAGUCCCGCUGCUCUCUAGACUCCACCCAUCCGCCCGCCCGUCCGUCCGUCCAUGGCUAACCUCCCCGACGCGGACGCCGCGGGGUUCAAGCUCUUCGGCAAGGUCAUCCAGCCCCCCGACGCGCACCGCGCCGCGGAGGAGGGCGCGGCGGGCGCCCCUCCUACUCCGCAGCAGCAGCCGAUGGCGGCGGCGGCGGCGGCGGCGGUUCUUCCGCCUCCGCAGCCCCAGUCCCCGCCGCUCCCGCCGCCGGCUCUGCAGCUGCAGGCGGCCGGCGCCGGCGCGGGUGCCGGGGCCGGGGGCGCGGGCGAGCCGCUGCCGUGCCCGCGGUGCGGGAGCCGGGAGACCAAGUUCUGCUACUUCAACAACUACAACGUGCGGCAGCCGCGCCACCUCUGCCGCGCGUGCCGCCGCUACUGGACGGCCGGCGGCGCGCUCCGCCGCGUGGCCUCCGCGUCCCCGGGCCGCCGCAGGCCGCGCCCGGCCGCCCGAUCGGCCGCCGCCGCCGCCGCAAUCGCCACCGCGUCCUCCACCGCCGCCGCCGAGGAGGGGGGCGGGGAGCGUUGACCCGGCGGUCGUAGGGCGCGGCCGCUCCGCUCGCUCGAGGAUUCCUCCCCGCGUGGGCGUGACGCCGUGGCGCGGCGCCGCGCGCCGGGGCCCACGCCCCAGUGACGGGCCGGCCGGCCGGCCUGCCGGCGCGCGGCCUGCGUGGGGGCCCCCGCGCCUUGUCGCCCUUUUCACACGUAGCCCUCCUCGCCCUUCGGUUUUAUUAGGUUCUAUUUUUGAUACCUUUUCUAGGAUUCUUUUGGUGGCCAAAAGGAUGCGGCCGGCCAGCUGCGACCGCGAGAGUUAAGUUUGGUCGGCGGUUAAAAAAGUGAGCUAUGAAUGAAUCAAUGCACUAGUACUGCUGGUGCUGCUGUAAAAUUCGGCAACGGUGAAAUAGUGAACUCGGAGGUGUGGCGGAUUCAGCCAUGGAAGGAUCAUCAUCGUUCUCCAUCCCCCACUUCCUCUUGGCUGGUUCACGUGUUUUUACCCUCCGCGGUGCAGUUCA